GGCAGCGGGGCAAUGGCGUCAGACAACACCUGAGUACGCGUGAAUGACUAAGCACCAAAAAGAUCGCUGACAGUAUAACCUUCCACUUUCCGAUCGUCACUAUUCUUCACCCUUACCAUGGCUAAUCCACAGCAUACCGAGGGCCAAACAAAUUCUCCUUCAGAGUGUUACAAUAACGCUCCAUACCAAUGCUCAGAUCACAAUACACCUGUGCAGUCGCCAAGCGCGCUGAACUCACCAAACUUGCAUCAAACCGUCCCAACUCAGCACAAUUCACCAGUUGACCACGCUGCCAACCUUGAUCAGACACUAUCUAACCAAUCACGUUCAAACCAGCCAACAACUGAUCAGCUCAAAUAUGGAGAGCCAUUAGAGAAUUCGUUCAUGCAGAAUCAGCCCGUACACAAUUCGCCACUACAAGAUUUACCGUGUCAAUCCGGUCCAAAUGCGAAACAGCCAGUAAUCCCGCUACAAGCAAAUGUCCCGAUAAUGAAGCCGGAAAAGAAUGAAAUGACCUUCAACGAGGUAAUGCGGGAGGCAGACGAAGCCAUGCAGAAGGCAAAAGAGUUCAUGGAUUCGACAAACAACACAGAUUGGAAGGUUACCGAAGAGGAGCUUGAAGCAUAUGAACAGUUCGAGAAAUCGCUCCAACACGAUGCGAAUCACGUACCAGAAGUCAUAGAUCAGAUACAGGCGAUCCCCAACUCGAAAUACUUGGUACACGAGAAGUACGACUGUGUUGAGGCGGAGAAAGCGGCAAAAGAGACACACGAAGAGGUUGCGCGAAUGUUGUCCAAUUUGAAGCAACCUAAGCUGCGGACGCAAGAGUCCGGUGUCGCUAAGACAUCGAAGCCGGCACAACGAGUAGCACAAAGCGAGGGCGAUGACAUGCAACCAAUCCCGACAUCGAAAUCUUCAAGUUCUAUACAUUCAGAUAAGAUUCAGAACAAUUCGCAGACUAAGGAAAGCCGCCACCGAAGGAGGCGGUCCAGACUCCGACGACAACCUUUUGAUCAAACUGUCCUUGACAAUGAUGAGGAUCGCGAAUGAAGACACGGCAGCAAAUACGACCAAGCCAGCUGAUCAGUCUACUAUUGACGUUGAGCCGGAGAUGCUAUCGGCUAGCAUCACGAACAAGCCCUUUGUUGCUCCGCAAUUGCAACGACCAGCAGAACGACUCCGC
This is a messenger RNA of Alternaria alternata, 1183 nucleotides long. RefSeq lists its product as hypothetical. The transcript has a single exon. Bases 118 to 1050 code for a protein of 310 amino acids. The record is from RefSeq and is a predicted model, not a curated record. Lineage: Eukaryota; Fungi; Ascomycota; Dothideomycetes; Pleosporales; Pleosporaceae.